AUGGCAUUGCUUGAGAAAUUGCAGAGGCGGGCUUCGGACCUGGGACUGUGGUACCGGUUUAUACAGUUACUGCCGAAGCUCGCACUUUUUUGCGGCCUAAUAGGUAUGGCAUAUCUUGCGCUAUGGCUGCCGUCAGAGGGCCAGUAUAGGCACACGUACAUUUCAGAGAAUGCUCUCAUGCCAUCACAGGCAUACAGUUACUUCAGGGAGACCGAAUGGAACCUGCUGCGCGGCUACAGGGCACAGCUAGAGUUGCUGGUAAACGAGCCCGUUGACAAGAAAAACGUAAUCUUGGCAGGUUGGCUCGAGGAGAUUGGCCUUAAAACUGCUGUUCACAAGGACGCUGACCACGGCGACUCCCUAUACGGCGUGUGGCAUGCUCCCCGAGGUGAUGGAACCGAAGCCAUGGUCCUGGCUGCUCCGUGGCACAACGGGGACGGAGAGUUCAACCUCGGUGGAACAGCAUUGGCUACUGCCUUGACCAGAUAUUUUUCACGCUGGCCAUUGUGGUCCAAGAAUAUUAUCGUUGUCUUCAGCGAGGAUCCUAAGGCCAGUCUCAGAUCCUGGUGUCAUGCAUACCAUACUAGCCUCGAUUUAACCGGUGGGUCCAUCGAAUCUGCAGUUGUCUUGGACUACCCAGGCGCCAAUGACUUUUUCAAAUAUGUCGAGAUUUUUUAUGCGGGGCUGAAUGGCGAACUUCCCAACCUGGAUCUUGUGAAUGUUGCAGUUCACAUUACGCAGCAUGAAGGAAUGAGGGUGUCGUUAAAUGGAAUUGCGGAAUCGGAGAUGGAAGAUCGCGAAUACUACGGAAAAAUGAAGCAGCUACUGCUGGGGGUCAGAAAAAUGGCUCUCGCCGGUGUUCAAGCCUGCUACGGAAAUGAAGCCUUUAGUGGAUACAGAAUCCAAUCUAUAGUGUUGAGAGCACGCGGAUCUGGGGGUCCUUUCGAUAUCACCACGUUUGGUAGAGUUCCAGAGGCCAUGUUUCGAUCUGUGAACAAUUUGCUCGAAAAAUUCCAUCAGUCAUUUUUUUUCUAUCUUCUGCUGGCACCGCAAAACUUUGUUUCGAUUGCGAGCUAUCUCCCCGCGGCGGUAGCCUUUUCCGCUGCAUUCAUUAUGGCCGGCCUUGACCACUUUUUUAAGGGGAGUAAAUCCAUUACCUCUGGAACUGCCAGAUCAAGCGAUACCCUUCAGACUGUUACUAGGUUUAUCGCGUGCCUGAUGACGUCCUACGCAGUAUCUCAGGUGUUGCUGCAAAGGAAUAAUCCACAUGCGUUGAUAUCUGUAUCGGUUUUGACCUCAAUGGCACCCUUGUACCCGUCCAUCAAUAGUAAUUCCAUUGCACAGGCCCAUCAGCUGAAGUCCAUCUCUUUUCUUUACCUGAGCGUUGUUUUGACGUCUUUAUUGGUAGUUAAUUUCGCUCUGGCGUUCGGAAUUGGUCUCUUGGCGUUUCCCAUGAUUAAAAUCCAAAAUACCACCAAUUCCAGACUUCGCAUUAAAAACUCUCUACUGCUUUUGGCUACGAAUCCAUUUAUCGCAUCAUGUGCGUUCGCAAAUAUCUUUGAAACUAACCUUUCAGGAUUUGAUAUUAUCCGCAAUUUAGUCUCUGCAUGGAAUGAUCUCGGAUGUUGGACGUGGUUUGUUGUAUGCAUUGGAUGGCUUCCUGUAUGGAUAUCGGUAGCAGUUUCCAGCUGUUACGUCGCUGAACAAGCUGAGCCGAAUUAUCAUUCAAGCUCCGAUUGUGCCAGUGUCAAGAAGCUGGAUUGA
Lachancea dasiensis is the source of this 1764-nucleotide messenger RNA. The record is from the annotation of a GenBank genome assembly. Lineage: Eukaryota; Fungi; Ascomycota; Saccharomycetes; Saccharomycetales; Saccharomycetaceae.